UGGUUUAAAUAAGGAUGUAAGGAAAUGAACCGUAUCUUUAAAAACAGAUCAUACUUCUUCAGUUGAGCUGGUAUUUUCUGACCAGUUCUGCAUGGCUGUCACUUUUACCCUCCAGACAUUUGGGCGCGGUCUGACCUGAUGGAAUACUACAAAAGAAGCCCUAAACGUGAAUAACCGAACAGCAUGAUUGCCAUUUGCCAACAGUGUGAGAUUAUUUAGGCGAAAUCCUCAGUCACGUGAAUGAUUACUAGGUCUAAUAAAGAAGAACUAAAAUAUUUGUGUUCAAAUAUAGGGUGUACUAAAACAUGCUCCAUCAAAGUCGUUAGACGCCUACUACUGAAAGUUUUUGGAUCAUAAGUUGAAAUUCUCUGUGCAAACAAUGUCAGGUUCAUUAAUAUUAAGCACAUCUUAUAUUUGUUCGGUCACCUUCUAUUCUCAAAAAAAUCUAGCUUUGGAAGCAAUAUUUUUUCCUUGUACAUUUAAGGUGCAAAGCUCGUUUUUCUAGGUCGCGAUACGGUUGUUCCCAAAAUGAAGUUCUUCGCUACGAAAGCUCCAAAUGAGGAAGUUUCACUGACCAAUAGGGUGUUUUUUAAUCCGAAGGAUUUUAAUGAAAAGCUUGGUUGCGUAGCCAUACACACUGCGGCUGAUAAAUAUGUAUUUCGUGCGGGCUCACACGAUCAUGUCCCUCAAGGAAAGGUUGCGUUUGGUUUGGCUCAGCGUAAAUGGGGCAAUAUUUCAGUAGAUGAACCGUUAGAUGUUCAACCAUACACAUUUAAUUUGGCUCGUGAAUGUCUAGGUUCUGCAGUUUUGGCUGUGGAUUUUAAUAAUAAAAAAAUGUCGAUCAAUGAGCCAUUAGAUUCAGAUCGAAUGGCUUUAGAAUUCAGCAUGCAAUUUGCAGAUACACCAUUGACCGUCGGUCAGCAUAUCCUUUAUCGGUUUAACAAAAUGACAUUCCUUGUUGAGGUUAAGAAAUUGUCAGCUUUGUCAAUGGAUGGUGGUGUUGACAAUAGUAAAAUUGGCAUGUUAACUGGGAAUACAGUAAUUCGUUGGAUGCCUCAAUCAGAUUCUAAAUUAUUAUUAAUUGGUAAAGCUGCAUUGGAUGACGAUGGAGCUAGUUCUAUUGGAGGGGGUGGUGGCUAUCAUAGUAUCAUCAAUCCAAAUUGGGAUUUUAAUCAAAUGGGUAUCGGUGGAUUGGAUAAAGAAUUUUCAGCUAUAUUCCGACGAACAUUUGCAUCACGAAUGUUUCCUCCGGCAGUUGCAAAACAAUUAGGUUUAAAACAUGUCCGUGGUAUUCUGCUAUAUGGUCCACCUGGUACUGGUAAAACACUAAUGGCACGACAAAUUGGUAAAAUGCUUAAUGCACGUGAACCUAAAAUUGUCAAUGGUCCAAGUAUAUUAGAUAAAUAUGUCGGUGAAUCUGAAGCAAAUAUCCGUAAAUUAUUCGCUGAUGCUGAAGAAGAAGAAAAACGCAUGGGUGCAAAAUCUGCAUUGCAUAUUAUUAUAUUUGAUGAAAUUGAUGCCAUUUGUAAAUCACGUGGAUCUACACUCGACAAUCAUCCAAUGCGAUCGGUGACGAAUACUAUCAAUCUGUACAGAACGCCUUCAAAUAAAUUACGGGUUAUUUAUUUCUCUCCGUAAGAGUUUUAGUGUUCAAUCAAGCAUCUUAUGGUGGUUGCUUGUUAAAUGAAUAUAUGUAUGUGAUAUUUUUUCCUCUGGUUCAGGGUGGAGGUGCUGGUGUACAUGACACUGUAGUCAACCAACUACUAACUAACAUGGAUGGAGUAAAUCAGUUAAAUAAUAUACUUGUCAUUGGAAUGACUAAUCGACGAGAUAUGAUUGAUGAAGCACUUUUAAGACCUGGACGUUUUGAAAUGCAAAUGGAAAUCUCUUUACCAGAUGAAGAUGGUCGAUUGCAAAUCUUAAAUAUACAUACAUCAAAAAUGCAACAGGCCGGUAAAUUGGCACGUGAUGUUGAUUUAAAAGAAUUAGCGGCUAAAACAAAAAAUUUCAGUGGUGCUGAAAUUGAAGGCUUAUGCCGCGCUGCAGCAUUCACCUCAAUGUAUCAAUUAAUAAGUCCAUCCGGGAAAACUCAAUUGGAUCCUGAUGCAUUUGACCGGUUGUUAGUAAAACGUUCUGAUUUUCUAUAUGCAUUGGAACAUGAUGUUAAACCGGCUUUUGGUGCUUCUGAAGAAGAACUCAGCUGUUAUGCUCCUCGUGGUAUUAUGAUGUGGGGCGAGUCUGUAUCACAUGCAUUAGAUAUGGGUCGACUAGCUGUGUCUGCAGUAAAAGAACCAGAUGUUGAAACGUACAGACCGUUAACUUUGUUAUUAGAAGGUCCACCGAAAGCUGGUAAAACAGCUCUAGCUGUUGAGAUUGCACGAUUAUCUGGAUUCCCAUUCGUCAAAAUUGUUACGUCACAUAAAAUGAUUGGAUUCACUGAAAUGGCUAAAUGCGCUGCAAUGAAAAAGGUAAGUAAACAGCCUUGGUAAUAAUCAUUUGUAAUGCUUUUGUUUAUCUGUUUAUCAGAAGGUCGAGUUUUGUAUUUGAACUACAUAGAUCUUUCUUUGAGAGGGCGAACCUAUCAGACAUCAUCUAAAAAUUAAGCCUAUUACACAAUUAGGCGAUGAAUGUGGAGAUCACUGUUCUGCUUAUUGUUAUCAUUUUAAGUCAAACGAAAUAGACUAUUCAUAAAACUACAAUUCAUAAAUGACACCAUUGAAGAAACCUUGACUCAGAAACUAAGAAGAGCCGUACAAAAAACGUUUAAUGCUGCCAGAUUAAAUGCAAUCUUCUACAACUAUCCUAAGAUAAGAACAGCCAACAAAGACAGACUGCCUGAAUUCGCCAAAUCUAUGUGUAUCUAUCGUUUCAACUGCUCCUGUGGAGGCAGUUACAUUGGGCGUACAAUUCGGCAAGUCCGUCAUCUCAUUACUGAACAUCAUCCGUCGUGGUUAAACAAAGGACAGGUAAAAGUGAUUAAAAGUUCUAUUCUCUCUCACUUGGUUGACACAGGUCAUCAAGUCGAAUUGAAUAAAGCUUUUAAGGUUAUCUACAAUAUCCCAUCUAAUUUGCCACAUGGUUUACGAGUGCACCUCUUGCACAUUGCGGAAGCCAUCGCAAUCCAUGUUCACAAACCUGACCUUUGCAUUCAAAAGAGAUUUGUACAACCACUUUCUUUGCCCUGGCCAUCAGUAUAAGAUUUCUUUCAAAAGAACUAUUUUUCAUACUUCUUCCUUUUUUUUUUGAACUUUUGUAAUUUUAUUUCUGUUGCUUUUGAACUUAAUAACUUCUCAACAUUCAUCUCUUGAUUUUUACGUAACUACCAUCCUAUUGACCAUCCGUUAAAAUUCUGUUCCUUCUUUGUUUCUUACAUUACGCAACUUAGCAACUUCUUGAUCACUUUGAAUAUUAAUAAUC
Messenger RNA from Schistosoma haematobium, 3417 nucleotides. Its product is annotated as Vesicle-fusing ATPase 2, variant 2. Gene Ontology annotation, molecular function: ATP hydrolysis activity; ATP binding. Bases 529 to 1638 code for a protein of 369 amino acids. Gene Ontology annotation, biological process: intra-Golgi vesicle-mediated transport; SNARE complex disassembly; Golgi to plasma membrane protein transport. Lineage: Eukaryota; Metazoa; Platyhelminthes; Trematoda; Strigeidida; Schistosomatidae. Gene Ontology annotation, cellular component: Golgi stack. The transcript is spliced from 11 exons. The record is from RefSeq and is a predicted model, not a curated record.